CCACACACUUCUUCUGUCAACGACUUACACGCGACUCACGACCUGUCUCUGAUGGUCGACGCGCCCCGCCUGCAGCCAAGUAAAACACGGUGAACCCGCCCUCGCGAUGCGGCCGGCUGGCUACAAGGGAUACAAGCAUGGCGACACGCCGAAAAAGGCCAUGGUCCGCGGCACCAUCUCGUACCUCGAGUCGCAGGGCCUGCCCGUCAACAAGUCGGCCAUAUUCCGGCACUUUGACCUGUCGCGGUCUCAGGGCUACGCCGCGCUGAGCUCACCGGCGUCGUCGAAGCGGAGCGACCCCGAGUGGGAGGAGACGCGCGGGCGGCCGAGCAAGGUCUCGGAGGCGGACCAGCGGCGGAUGGAGAUGCUCCUGUGGGAAGAAGAGAGCCCCCAGCAGCAGCAGCAGCAGCAGAAUCAACAGCAUGACCUCGAGCACCAACACCACGGCGAAGGCGGCAAGAUGGAUUCGGGUUCGUCGGUCGAUGGCAGCGAGUCGGGCGGGUUCAAUUGGACGCGGCUGGCCAAGGCGGCGGGCGUGGAAGUGACGGUCAACCCUCGGACGCUGCACCGCGCAAUGGGCACGCUAGGCUACCGGCGGUGCCUGUCCUGCGGGCGGAGCGUCGUGCACCGUCGCUGCCGCGAGAAGCGCGCGGACUGGGCACGGCGGGUGCUCGAGGCGUAUCCGACGACCGAGGACUGGCGCCGCGUGCGCUUCAGCAUCGAGCUGCACUUUGGGUUCGGUCUCGACGGGCGAGUGCGCCUGCUGCCGCGCCCGGGCGAGCGACUGCAUUGCCCCGGGUGCGAGGCGGGUGACGAUGCCGGCUUGGGGUCCGAGGCGGGCUGGCCAAGGGAUAUCCGAAAGGUCCAUGCGUGGGCGGCGGCAGGAUACGGGUUCAAAAGCAAACUGGUAUUCUAUGAGGACUCAACGAGCCCCAACUGCGCCGGGACGCCCAGCAUGGCGGACUACCACUACAAGAUCCUGGACAAGGAGGUCCGAAGCUGGCUGGCGGCGGACCCGGCGUUCGUGCUGUACGAGGAUGUGGAGGCGUUUGCGCAUGGCGGGCUGAGCAAGCAGAACGCGGUGCAAAGCUGGAAGGAGAGCGCGGGGCUGCGACACGUGUUUGGCUGCGGCGACGCACCGGACCUGAACCCGCUGGAGACGCUCUGGCCGGCGAGGAAGCAAUGGCAGUUUGGCGAGGUGACCAAGGGCGAUGGCGGCGGCGAGGAGGACGGCAAGGGCCAGGACUGGGAGGAUGAGACGCUGCGGGGGAUGGCGCGGCGGGCGUGGGACGGGGUGGAGCAGGAGAGGGUCAAUAUCUGGGUGGACUUUAUGGUGCAGAGGCUGCGGCAGGUGGUGGAGAGCGAGGGGCGGCUGGUGCCGUGGUAGGAUAUGCGUUUCGUUUUGUUGUUUUGUUGUUGCUAUCGUGGACGUUGAGGGGUCUGUUUCCGCACGAGGGGAGGGCGAGAGAUGUGCUUGACUAUGGAUGUUUAUUGGUAGCGGGGCGUUUCCGUCACGACGGGCAUCUUUUUUACUGCAUCUACUUAGUACAUAUACUACUCUAGCAUGAGUGUAGCAAAGAGC
This is a messenger RNA of Purpureocillium takamizusanense, 1582 nucleotides long. RefSeq lists its product as uncharacterized. The transcript has a single exon. Lineage: Eukaryota; Fungi; Ascomycota; Sordariomycetes; Hypocreales; Ophiocordycipitaceae. The record is from RefSeq and is a predicted model, not a curated record. Gene Ontology annotation, molecular function: nucleic acid binding. Bases 107 to 1387 code for a protein of 426 amino acids.